Gambusia affinis (western mosquitofish) is the source of this 1019-nucleotide messenger RNA. RefSeq names its product inner mitochondrial membrane peptidase subunit 1 (gene immp1l). Lineage: Eukaryota; Metazoa; Chordata; Actinopteri; Cyprinodontiformes; Poeciliidae. The transcript is spliced from 10 exons. Bases 327 to 950 code for a protein of 207 amino acids. Gene Ontology annotation, molecular function: serine-type endopeptidase activity. The record is from RefSeq and is a predicted model, not a curated record. Gene Ontology annotation, cellular component: mitochondrial inner membrane peptidase complex; membrane.
AUGGGAGGCUGGACUUGUUAUUGUGAGUGCAUGGACACACUAAGCGUUGAGCUGUAAUCAGAAAAGAUCCACAGAUAUAUGAAAUUUAGUUUGAGGAGCUGAAACAUUUAAGUGUAACAAGCAAAAACAGAAGACAACUACUGAGCUACUGAGCUGAUAAUGAGACAGAUUCCAAGGACAUAGUUUUGGAGAGGAGGGCCUCAGUUUUCAGCCGAGUGCAAAGUGCCUGAGAUGAGAGUAUCUUGGUGUCUUAUCCUUGAGUGAUGGUAGAAUGAAAAAGGAAAUAAGAAAAUGGGAAGACAGACUGAGACCUCGUCUGCGGUAAGAUGGUAAAAUGGAUCUUGAGAAAGAGAACAAAGUCCCGGAUACAAGCAGCUGAAAUAAGCUUUCUCCGUUGGGUGGCUGGGCUCACCCUUAGAGAUGGGGUGGAGAUGUUCCGUCAUACGUUGGGGAAAACCCUGGGCCUCUUGGGUUACACCAUCCAGUAUGGUUGCAUUGCACACUGUGCCUUUGAAUACAUUGGCGAAUUUGUGGUGUGUUCUGGUCCUUCUAUGGAGCCCACAAUUGUAAGCCAUGAUGUUGUGUUCUCUGAACGUAUGAGUCGUCAUCUUUUUAAAAUAGAAAAGGGUGACAUAGUAAUUGCAAAAAGUCCAUUUGACCCACAAAUGAACAUUUGUAAAAGGGUUAUUGGAUUGGAGGGUGAUAAGAUCUGCACCAGUUCUCCCUCAGAUUUGUUCAAGACCCACACAUAUGUUCCAAUGGGCCAUGUAUGGCUGGAAGGGGAUAACCUUAGGAAUUCCACUGACUCAAGGAACUAUGGCCCAAUUCCAUAUGCCCUGAUCCGAGGUCGUGUUUGCUGGAAGCUCUGGCCGCUGCAUAGUUUUGGCACUCUGAGUGAAAGCCCGAUGAAACGCAUCAUUAAAGCUCAGAGAGACUCAAACUCGGAUUGACACACUCAAUUGUUUAUUUUUCUGUGCUUAGUUUAAAACCUCUUUUUAAUAAAAUGGUUACGUAGCCAA